AUAGUUAGCACGCUAGAAGAAGACAUGGACCUAGCUAGCUAGUCUGUGGAAUCUAAUCUGCAUUGUUCUAGCUAUGAAUAGUUGAAAGACAACUUGAAAUGUGUUCUUGAGAUAUCCUUUGAAACAUUCAUAAUGAUGCUCCAGCUAUUGGUAGAUCGUAUUUGGCCGGAUUAGCUAGCUCUGCAAUAUCUUCUUGUCUUUUGUUCAAUCAUUUUAAACGCAACAUAGCUGAAAAGGCUUGUUGUUUACCUAUAGUGACCUGUCACAGCUGAUCUGGCUAGCAAACUAGACUACCUAAUUGACAACAAAACUUGCUAGUCGAAGAGUUAGCCUUGUAAGUUGUAGAUACAUCAGGUACAUUUCAGUAAUAUCAUACAUUAGCAAGCUAUUGCAUUCAUUAGCUACCCGGUCACAAGCUAAGGGUUGCUACUACUUGUUGUUGUGUGGGUAGCUGGCUAGUUUAUGUAGCUUUCUAGGUAAGUUAUCUACCGCUGCAGCUGUUGCAACCACAACAAUGUAAUUAUAUGUUAGCUGAACACAGUGCCUGAGUUUGUUAGCUAAUAUUGUUGAUGUCAGACCUGAGGGCAGGACGUGUGUUCAGAAUUCGUGCUUUGACAUGUAUGAACAACUGUUAUGUGAGAGUUCUCCAGGUCUGAACCUAAAUAAUAAUUUAAAGAAAUUGUUACUCAACAACAAAAGUGACUUGCUAUUGUAUACCCCUGAGUAAUGAAGCUUGUAUAAAUGACAAUAGAUCCAUCCAUUUGAUGUUGCAGAUGGUCUUGUUUUGUGUGUAGUGUGCAGGGGCGAGAUGGGCACUCAGGGCAGCCGGUUACAGGCCUCGUCCCAGGAUCCUGAGGAAGCAGUUGAGACUGCAUGUGCCAGUGGCAAGCAUGGAUGUGAAUACAGAAAGAGGAAACGGACUGCACAGUGCGACUGCGAGAGUGAGCCUGAUGAGGAAGAUGCCUUACUGGACACACCAUGGAGGAAGAAGCUGAAGAGCACCUCUAAGUACAUCUAUCAGACCUUGUUCCUGAACGGGGAGAACAGUGACAUCCGCAUCUGUGCCCUGGGGCAGGAGUGGAACCUGCACAAAGUGUACCUGUGCCAGUCAGGGUAUUUCUCCAGCAUGUUCAGUGGCUCCUGGAAGGAGUCUAACAUGAUGGUCAUACCGUUAGAGAUCCCAGACCAGAACAUCGACACAGAGGCUCUGCAGGUAGUGUUUGGAUCGCUGUACCGGGAUGAUGUUCUGAUCAAGCCCAGCAGGGUCGUCAGUAUCCUAGCAGGAGCUUGUAUGCUCCAACUGGAUGGUCUGAUCCAGCAGUGUGGUGAGACCAUGAAGGAGAAUGUCAGUGUCAAGACUGUGUGUGGCUACUACUCCUCUGCCAGCAUCUACGGCCUGGACUCUGUCAUGAAGAAGUGUCUGGAAUGGCUCCACAAUAACCUCAUGACCCAUCAGAAUGUUGACCUCAUGAAGGAGCUGGGAGUAGACGUGAUAGAACAGCUGAUCCAGUCGUCUGACCUGUUCGUCAUGCAGGUGGAGAUGGACGUCUACACCACUCUGAAAAAGUGGAUGUUCCUGCAGCUCAAUCCAUCCUGGGACGGUCCCAUCAAGCAGCUGCUGGCUGAUGCCGACGCCUGGCUUUGCAAACGCAGGACUGAGUUGGGAGAGGAGGAGCCCUUCUUAAAAGCAGAGGACGGCGCCCCCUUUACUCCUGUCUUCAGCCAUGUGCGCCUACAAUACAUCAUCAAUGACUUGGCUUCCGCACGCAUCCUGGAGAGAGACAACAUUCUCCCACCAGAUUGGCUGACCUCCGUGUACAAGAGCCAGUGGUUUGCCAUGCUACGGACGGAACACGACAAUGACAAUGGCCCACAGGAUGCCAAUAAGGAGGAGUUUGAGUCAAGUAGUAUGCGAUGUGGCAGGAAACUGACCAAAGAUGGCGAUUACUGUUGGCGUUGGACAGGCUUCAACUUUGGCUUUGACCUGCUGGUGACCUACACCAAUCGCUUUAUAGUGUUCAAGAGGAAUACGCUGAGCCAACCAUGUGGGGGAGCUGUGAGUCUGCAGCCUCAGAGACAUCUAGCAUACAGGUUACGCCUGGCCUCCUUUGAUAACAGUGGUAAGCUGGUGUGUAGUCGAUCCACUGGUUACCAGCUACUCACCCUGGAGAAAGACCAGGAGUAUGUGGUGAUGAACCUGGACAGUCGGCUCUUGUCCUUCCCUCUCUAUGUGUGCUGUAACUUCCAGUACACAUCUCCUCAUAUGGACCGCCGUCCUGAUGCCCCUGAACCAGAGAACAGCGCCCGCAGUGUAUCCUGAUGCCAGCUCCACACUUAUAAUACAGGCUAAUCCUGUCCUUGUCCCACACCAGCAUCUUCCAUGGCCCCUCUCUGACAUCCUGGUCCCAAGCUGUGGCCCACAACUUCUACCCCCCAAACACAACCCUGGCAUCUGCAUGCUCUAUAUCCCAGUCUAGUGUGUUCUGGGAUAUGUUGUUAGUUAAAAAAAAUAUUUUAUUCUUCAGCAUUCCUUUUAUAACAUAUUCAUUAUUUGAAUGUAAAACAUUUUUAUUUCAUUCCUUUGACAUGUCUUUUUUGUAUUAUUUAUUUUUCAUUUUUUUAAUGAAAGAAAAAGUGAGAAAAAAAAAACUUAAACUGCAAAUAAAUUGUCCACACCAGUGGGCUGUGGUGCUAUCAGAA
Messenger RNA from Coregonus clupeaformis (lake whitefish), 2700 nucleotides. Its product is annotated as germ cell-less protein-like 1. The record is from RefSeq and is a predicted model, not a curated record. The transcript has 14 exons. Gene Ontology annotation, biological process: germ cell development. Gene Ontology annotation, molecular function: protein binding. Lineage: Eukaryota; Metazoa; Chordata; Actinopteri; Salmoniformes; Salmonidae. The coding region runs from base 809 to 2320 and encodes 503 amino acids.